Messenger RNA from Gilbertella persicaria, 2117 nucleotides. Its product is annotated as Dbl homology domain-containing protein. Lineage: Eukaryota; Fungi; Mucoromycota; Mucoromycetes; Mucorales; Choanephoraceae. Bases 149 to 2086 code for a protein of 645 amino acids. Gene Ontology annotation, molecular function: guanyl-nucleotide exchange factor activity; protein binding. Gene Ontology annotation, biological process: intracellular signal transduction. The record is from RefSeq and is a predicted model, not a curated record. The transcript is spliced from 7 exons.
AAAGCAUGUUGUCUAUCUUUCUUUCUCUCUUUCUUUCUCUCUCUUUCUCUCUCUUUCUCUCUCUCUCUCUCUUUUUUGCCACAUACUCCUUCAGUGUUUAAUAUUCAUUGUAACAUUAAUUUUAAUUUAAUUUUAUCAUAAAUAUCCAAUGAGCAAUCAUUCUAGUACUUUUCAUACUUUAAAAGCAAAAAUACAAUCUGUGGAAUCAAUGGGCAUGUUAAAGAAAAAGAAAAUGAUCACAAAAAACUUGAGUGAUCUAUCUGAUCAUUUAAACAGACCUCAUGAACCACUGCUUAAAUCCACACCUUCACUUUGGUCUGUUCAAGAUCAAACAGUCUUGCUUAAACGACUAUCGACUCAAAGUAUACAUAGUCUGGCUUCUUCUGUGACAACGACUACUUCCUCCUGUGGAUCUUCUAAAUCAACCCGUCGUCGGUUUUUUGUACUUCAGGAACUCUUGAUGACUGAAAAGAGUUACUUGUCAGAUAUGCAAUUAGUGCAAGAGAUCUAUAUGGAUGAUACUGUGUUCACCAGAUUUGAAUUAAAGCAGAUAUUUAUCAAUUUGCCAGACAUGAUUCAACUCAGUCAUCAGUUAAUUCAGCUACUGGAAGACUCGGACAUGGCUGUUGGUUUUAGUUAUAAUAGCAUGAUGAAACAAAUAGAACAAACGUAUGCAGAGUUUUGUAAAAAACACCAAGAUGCUAUACACAAAAUACAAGACUUGACCAAGACACAAACAACCAUACAUGCAUUUUUAAAGCAAUGCAAUCAAACAAUACAAGGACAAACCACUUGUUGGGACUUGGAGAGUCUGUUGAUUAAACCAGUACAGAGAGUACUCAAAUACCCACUCUUGUUAAAAGAGAUUGUUCAAUUGACACCCAAGCAUCAUUCAGAUUACAACCAACUUGUCGUAGCAUUGCAUGAUAUUCAACAAGUAGCAGACAACAUCAAUGAAAUCAAACGAAGAAAGGAUUUGGCGGAACAACUCAUACACAAUAAAGAUCGAAGCAAUGUCAUACAACACAUCAAUAAGAAGUUGAGUCGAAGAAAAAAGAUAUCACAUACACAAGACACUCAAUUUGAUAAUUUGUAUCAACAGUUUGAAGCAAGGCAAGAAAUGGCUCGAGAAUUAGAAUAUAGUGUACAAAAAUGGAUAUUAGACACAAGAAACAGUAUACAAUCCUUGUCUCGACUUGUGCAGGAUUUAGAGGCUGUGUAUGGCGAUUCAGAUGGCAUUGGACUGAGAAGUAUGAAAGCAUUUAGAAAACUCGUUUCUCGUUUAGAAUCUUAUCCAUUGGAAACACACGUACAAGAAAAAGUAUACCGACAAAUAGAAUCUUAUCUUAAGUUGUUUAAAAACCCAUACCAUGUCAUUCAAAAAAGGAAUCAAGCCCUAAGUGAUUAUGACCGUACAUUUCAUUCCAAAAGAACAACGGCUGAUCACAAACAAGUUUCAUUUCAAGUCUAUACAUCACUGAAUGCGACACUGGUGGAUGAAUUACCUCAAUUUCUUCAUUUGUCCAGUACUUACUUUCAAACUGUGCUUGAUGCAUUUACUCAAGUACAAGCGUUAUUUUGGCAAUAUCAACGCACUGAAUGGAAAAUGUUGACCAUUGAAUUACCAUUUGGAGAAAGAUACAGCUGGCAAUCGAUAGAAUCAGACUACCAAAAAAGCUUAGUAAGAGUUCAGAAAUACAUCAAUGACAUUAUUAUUUUACGAAUGUUCGAAGAUCAGCAACGAUAUGACAGUGGAUAUGAACCCUUCAACAAGUCAUCUUCUAUGCAUAGUGCAUUGGAUCAAGGUAUUACAAUAGCAGCGCCCAAACUACCGCCAUUAUUGAAAAAUUCCCCGCACGACUACUUGUUGUUCUCUGAGCCUGUAUUUCAAUGCAUUGCACUUGCUGACUAUGAAUCACCUGAAAAGCUUUGCAUAAAAAAGAAUGAUUUAAUUCAGAUUUGGCUGCCUCCUGUGCAUGCAAUAGGAAUGAGCUGUGAACAAGAAGAAUGGUGGUAUGGUAGUUUGGUUGGUUCCAAUGCUUCCAUGUAUGGCUGGAUACCCUCUGCUAUCUGUAGAAGAGUGUAAAUAAACUAGUGUAACAUACUUUCAACAUGUC